This is a messenger RNA of Morus notabilis, 1464 nucleotides long. Its product is annotated as legumin B. The coding region runs from base 1 to 1464 and encodes 487 amino acids. Gene Ontology annotation, molecular function: nutrient reservoir activity. Lineage: Eukaryota; Viridiplantae; Streptophyta; Magnoliopsida; Rosales; Moraceae. The record is from RefSeq and is a predicted model, not a curated record. The transcript has 4 exons.
AUGGCUAGCUCUUCCUUGCUCUGCAUCACCCUUCUCUCCCUUGCCCUCUUCCACAAUUGCUUUGCUCAGAUCGAGCAAAUGCCUCUGCGGUCGAGGCAGCAGAUGCAGCAGAGGAAGCAGCAACAGCGGUGGCAAACCGAGUGCCGCCUCGACCGCCUCAACGCCCUCCAGCCCUCUCGGCGCGUCGAGUCUGAGGCCGGCAUCAGCGAGUACUGGGACCUCGAGAACGAAGACGAGCUCCAGUGCGCCGGUGUCUCCGCCGUCCGCCAUACCAUCCACCGUAGAGGACUUCUCUUGCCUUUCUUCACAAAUGCACCAGAUCUCACCUACAUAAUCCAAGGUAGGGGAAUUCAAGGAGCUGUGAUCCCUGGUUGUCCCGAGACUUAUGAAUCAGGACAAUCACAACAAUCACAGAGAUCUCAACAGCAGCACCAAAAGGUUCGAGAAAUCCGCGAAGGCGACAUCGUUGCCGCACCUGCCGGAGUGGCUCAAUGGUUCUACAACAACGGCGACUCGCCGCUUGUUUUGGUCUCCUUCGUCGACGUCGGCAACCAGGCUAACCAGCUCGAUCUAACCGCUAGAAGAUUCCACCUUGGUGGUAACCCACAAAAGGAUCAAAGAACCGAGCAAGAAAUGCGCCUCCAGAGCCGUAGCCGAAGAAGUGAGAAAGGUGCCGGUGAGCGACGGAACCCUAACGGCAACAUCUUCAGCGGUUUCGACGUCAAAAUCUUGGCGGAGUCUUUCAACAUCGACACCGAGUUGGCGAGGAAGCUCCAGAGCAAGAACGACAGGAGGGAGAGGAUCGUCCGAGUGAGGGACGAGCUUCAGAUCUUAAGUCCCUCCAGGAUCCAUGAGGAAGAACGCCGUCAUGAAUACCGAAGGGGAUACGAUUACGAAGAGUACAACGGCAUGGAAGAGACAUUCUGCACUCUGAGGAUGAGGCACAACAUCGACCGCCCGUCGCGGGCCGACAUCUUCAACCCCCGCGGCGGCCGCCUCACCACCGUCAACAGCUUCAACCUCCCCAUCCUCCGUUUCCUCCAACUCACCGCCGAGAGAGGUGUCCUCUACAAGAACGCUAUCAUGGCACCACACUUCAACUUGAACAGCCACAGCGUGAUCUACAUCACAAGGGGCAGCGGCCGGUGCCAGAUCGUCGACGACUUCGGGCGGAACGUGUUCGACGGUGAGGUCCAGAUGGGGCAGCUGUUGGUUGUGCCGCAGAACUAUGCCGUGGUGAAGCAAGCCAGCAGCCGCGGAUUCGAGUGGAUUGCAGUCAAGACCAACGACAACGCCAUGAGAAACCCUCUCGCCGGAAGGAUCUCCGCCAUGCGGGCCAUGCCGGAGGACCUUCUGGCCAACGUCUUCCGCAUCUCCAGAGAGCAAGCCAGGAACUUGAAGAACAACAGGGAAGAGGUCACUAUUUUCAGCACCCAGUCUUCUCAACAAGGCCGGGAGUAUUAA